CGAUACGCUGAUUGAUUGAUGUGCAAAGUGAUCGAUGCGGUCCGAAAAAGAGAGACACGAGUGGGUCUGCCCUCGAAAUAAGUGACUUUCGAAAUAUGCAGCCAGCCAUCUUCACUUGCCCCUGACCUGACCCACAAAGCACUAAUGUCUAGGUAACUAAGGACACGAUGCGCUCACCCCGCCCCGCCCGUGUACAGGAACAAGAACACACCCACACACGCCGCUGGGCAGAGCAACAAAAAGCCGAGCAGGAGACAGCAGCGCAGCAGCCGAGAAACAGCAUCAGACCAUAUACAUACGUCAGGUAGACAUGAGUCCGUUGAAGGCGGCUGCCGUCCGUCUGAGCGACUGCACCACCAUGAUGGCACACUCAGGGCCGUACUGACGGAUCAGCCCCUCAGAUAGCCACCCGACGCAUCCCUCUGGGUACUGGUCAGCGUGUUGGUGGUGCUGGUGGCUCCAUGACGUGUGCCGCGGGUUGGCCGCCAUCCCCUCACCCUUCCAAAACGACGUGCCGAUGCCGCGGCCGCAAAAAGCACUGAGUGAGGCAACAAGAGACAGACAAUACGAUGCAUGUCAGGCUUUUGUAUCCGUCGCUUGUGUCCGUGCGUACGCUCUGUCGAGUCGUCCUUCGCCCUGCAUUACGCCGUUGACGAAAGCUGUCUCCUGACAGGACAACAGAUAGAAAGGAGAGCAGCCAGAUGGGCAAGGACCAUGUCGGCCGCCGGUAGUCGAUGUCUCUGGUACUUUUUGUCUGAGGUCCAUGCCGUCGACUGUGAAGCCAGCCGGCACCAGCCAAUUCAGCAACAUGCGGCCUGGAGGGAAGGAGCCAGGUGAUGGAUGCGCUUUGUAGGUCGCGUGCCUACGAGGGCUGUCUUACCGGGGAGUUUGUUUGGCGCCUCCUCGUCUUCCUCAAAGCCCUUGUCGGCUGGGCAAGGCACAGGAUCCUCUGACCCAAAAGGAAGAAACAAGUCAUGGGAGUGUUGCGCGCAAUAUGGAUGCUGUCCUUUGCCCACUGUCUUCUCUUUGUCCAUCCGACGUGUCUGCACUCUUCUUCUGCAGGGGAGGAACAGACACGACGCCGUAAAUCAUCAACCAACAUGUGUGUCUCCAUCCGUAUAUUCAGCGGCUGACCCUUUGCCUCUUGGCCUUGGCCUUGUUGGUCUGCAGUUCCACUUUCCUGCCCUCGAGCACAUAGCUCUUGAGCUCGGCCUGCCGUGAGUGGUGCACUGCCACACUGUUGAGGAUUACCAAGGCGUUCCGGUAGUUCAGACUCGUCGCUGCAAGACACCCCAUCGUGGACAUGAAACGGCAGACACCUCCUCUCUCAACAGCGUGCCUACAUGGGCUGGACAGGCAUGUGACGGCAAUGAUUGUGAGGUCGUUCAUGCCGCUCUUGCACUGGAUGAGGGCGGCCAGCAGUGACCGCCAGGGAGAGGGCGUGACGAUACCCGGCUUGUGAGGCACCGGCGUGUCACACAGAUGCUGCAGGUCAACGACACAGACAGAUGCAAAUACUCUGGACGGGGAAUGAUUCAUGCACGAUGCUUACCCCUGCAGGGACCACGUCUCUGUCCCCAUAGCACCAAUACUUGAGCAGCACUCUCUCGUCCUCAUCCGACAAAGUGCCUUCUUCUGCCUUUUCCUCCCCUGUCUCCCCCACGUCGUACACCACCCCUUGCUUCAGCAGCGAAUACCCCAGCAGACGAGUCGAGUAGUUGCAGACCUGCUGCUGCGGCCCCUCCCGAGGCGCUAGAGGUGACCCGGUCACACUGCCAGGACCCCCCUCGCUGCCACAGUCGGCUCGACGGUGCGCAGUGCUCUUGAUCGGGCUGCCUCCGACCUUGCCAAAGACGGUCUCGCGCAUUGGUCUGCCGGUGGAUGGGGGGACGUUGACGUCUGACGACUGUGUGGGCUGGGUUGAGCGCUUGGUUGCUCCUGGAGAGGGGUACGGGCUGUCCUUGUCUUCGCUGCUUUGGGUGGGCGGUGCGCUUAUGUUGGAGUACCACCAGUCUUCCUGAGGGCGCGGCGCACAGGAAUACGUGUGCAAGAGGAUAAGCGAUGGUGUCUGUGUCUCCCUACACACCAGUCUUGAGUAGAGGGCUGCUCCUUUUUGCGCUUUCUGCCUGUUCUCUUCUUCCCUUCGUGCCUUUUCCUGAAAGAUAUCUCAUUAUAUAGGACAAGGCAUUCUUGCACAUGAAAAUCGCCUUACCUCUGGGUCCUCCGCUUUGGGCGCAGGCGCCCUUCCCGCGUAUGUUCCAGUCAGAGGCGCCCUCUUCGACCCGCUCUGACCGAAUGGAGGCGCUCUUCCCCCCGUGGCAUCGCUUUCCGUCCUGGUCAGGCCGAGCGGCAUCAGUGCGUCAGCCAUGUUGGUCCUGUUCUUUGUCAUAUUGAGCUCGCCCCCUGUCUGUCUGUUCGCCUUGGAGUCUGCCGCCGCUGGGGCGAUGGGAGUGGAGGUCCUAUUGCCGGGAGGAGGGUCUGUACCAAGGGACACAAACAGUGUCGAUUCGAGAAGGCAUGAAGUGGGUCCGCUCACCGAGCGGUCGGAGUGCUUCAGCGGACCCUUUCCCCUUGCCGCCUCGACGCGCAUCUUCCGUUUCCGCCUCAGCUUUCUCCGGCCUCAGCUCUCUCUUCACCAUCUCAGUCGCCCCGACUGCGCUGCGGUAUCGCACGUCUCCGCCGACCGAUCGGCCUUUGGCACGGUUUUCGGGCGCUCUGCUGCUCUGAUCGUCGCCUUUGGUUACCUCCUGUGCGAAUGUCCGAAUGAAUCCCUGCAAGGAACAGACGGUGUCGCUGCAGAGACUGUGUCUCUGUUGGUUGGUGCUGACCCUUUGAGUGAGCUCCACACUUUCGAGGAACUUGAGUGUGAAGGGAAUGAUCCAGAUGAGGACGAUAGCGGUGAGGAUACUGACGAUGCACGUGAUGCACUUCAUGACGGUCAACACCAUCUGCGUCGACGCCUGCAUAUUCACCACCAGAGACAUGUACGUCAAGGGUAGGUAUGGCGGGCAGCAGAGGAGAGCUCACCAGCCAAGCCUCUUGGAAGGACGACAGAAGAUGCGUCAUGCCGCAGAAGAAGAUGAAAGCCUGCAAAACAUGCACACGGAGACAAGAUGGGAAAAAAGGACUCUGAGACGUGAAAUGGAUGGAUGCGUCUCACGAUAAACAGCGAUCCGACACACAGGAGCUCCAGCGACUGUCUGGCAGUGAAGUCAGCGCUGCCAAGCUGACGGCUCAUGGGGAAGAAAUCUGCAAACGAGACGACAGGCGAUCUGUGAGGUGCGAAUCAGAGAUGAAGAGGUCCACUCACCGACUCGCAGCUUUGACUUGGUGAGAAAGAGAAACAGUUGCAGCGGGAUCGAGACAUAAGAAAUGGCAAUCAAUACGUCAAACAGGGAGUCCAACAGACGCUGAACAAGACACAAACACAGCAAACAAAUGUUGAAUUCAAGCACAUGCAGCCAUCACAGUCACUCAUCUUGACCUGCGUUGAGGACGAGUGUGUGAGGAGGUAUUGGUGCCCUCCGUCGGUCUGCACGAUAAAUGCCUGGGUUCCCUUGAGCACCAUGUGCACUCCCACCUUCUGCCCCCCCUCAUCGGUGAACCGGCACGUCACAUGCUCCCCUUCCCGCCCACCCCCCAAGUGACUGUCCCGAUGAAGCCGUCUCUCGCUCGUUCCGUUGGCUGCAGGGCCCCGCUUAUGCGGCGGCGGCGGCCGUUCCCUCUUCGAUGGCCACCACAGCUUGUGCAGGUGGUGAGGGGCGGGUGUGUUCUUGCGCAGGUUGUUGUUCACGGCGGGUGAGAAUGCAGGCAAGGAGGCGAGCAGAAGGAUGGCUGCCAACCACCACCGCAUGAAAGCUGAUGGGCGCAUGUUGUGAAUGGAAGAUAAAACAGGACGUUGAGCCCUCUUCGAGAUCAAUUCGCACUUUUUUCCCUCCUCGAG
Molecule: messenger RNA, 3943 nt
Organism: Vitrella brassicaformis
Lineage: Eukaryota; Vitrellaceae
Source: the annotation of a GenBank genome assembly